This is a messenger RNA of Cajanus cajan (pigeon pea), 1450 nucleotides long. Lineage: Eukaryota; Viridiplantae; Streptophyta; Magnoliopsida; Fabales; Fabaceae. The record is from RefSeq and is a predicted model, not a curated record.
AAUUUUCAACCGACAAAUAAACAGCAGAGUUGCAGAAUCCAGAAGCAACAUGAUAAAUACUAGAGCAUGUAGGAUUUCUGAGACAGUUGUUCAGUUAAUUAGCUCCGAAGCAUUUUUGUUGUGUCAUGAUUAAUCAUACCAACAAAAUGAAAAUGCUAGAGAGGCAACUAAGUGUUGUGAUGACACUGCUUUGUUGUGUUCAUUUUCAUGUCCAAAGUUCUAAUCAUGUUGAAGAUGGAAUCAGAAGAUCUCACUUCCCUGAAGGGUUCUUAUUCGGAACGGCCACUUCCUCUUACCAGAUUGAAGGAGCACCUCUUGAAGAUGGUAAAGGUUCAAGUAACUGGGAUGCUUUUAGUCACACCCCAGGUAAGAUAGAAAAUGAUGAGAAUGGUGACAUUGCAGAUGAUCAUUAUCAUCGCUAUUUGGAAGACAUUGAAUUGAUGUCUUCUCUCGGUGUAAAUGUAUAUCGGUUUUCUAUUUCGUGGACGAGGAUCCUACCAAGAGGGAUAUAUGGGGACAUAAAUCCAAGUGGAAUAAUGUUCUACAACAAGAUUAUAGACAAUCUGCUGCUUAGAGGGAUUGAGCCAUUUGUGACAAUUCAUCACCAUGAUUUGCCACUAGAACUGGGAAAAAGAUAUGGUGGUUGGACUAGUCCCCUAAUACAGAGAGAUUUUGUUCAUUUUGCUGAAAUUUGUUUUAAGAGCUUUGGAGACAGGGUUAAGUACUGGACUACCAUCAAUGAGCCUAGCCUGGUUGUAGACUUGGCUUAUAUGAGAGGAAUAUUUCCCCCUGGUCACUGUUCACCACCUUUUGGAAAUUGUUAUACUGGUAACUCUGAUGUUGAGCCUCUCAUUGUCAUGCACAAUAUGUUACUGUCACAUGCCAAGGCUGUUGAGUUAUACCGCAAGCACUUUCAGGCAAAGCAAGGUGGAAGUAUUGGCAUUGUUGCACAUGCCUUCAUGUAUGAACCACUUAGAGAUGAAGAAUGUGAUAGACAAGCUGUGAAUAGGGCCUUGGCUUUUGUCAUAGCCUGGGUCUUAGAUCCCUUGGUUUUUGGAGAGUACCCUGAUGAGAUGCACUCUAUUCUUGGGAGGCAGUUGCCAAGAUUCUCUCUGAAGGAGAAGAGUCUGAUAAAAGGAAGCCUAGACUUCAUUGGCAUCAAUCACUAUGGAACUCUCUAUGCCAAGGACUGCUCCCUUUCUGCUUGUCCUUUAGGAACAGAUCGUCCAAUAAGAGGCUAUGUGGAAACAACUGGAACAAGAGAUGGCAUUCCAAUUGGUGAUGAGCAGACGGGAAUGCCGAAGUUCUUUGUGGUUCCAAGUGGCAUGGAGAAGAUUGUAGACUACAUGAAGACAAGAUACCAUAAUAUGCCCAUGUAUAUUACAGAAAAUGGUGAGUGAACAUAUUGAUUAAAUAAUGACAAAUUUAUUUUCUUUUCAUUUCUUUUACA